This is a messenger RNA of Dentiscutata erythropus, 1170 nucleotides long. The record is from the annotation of a GenBank genome assembly. NCBI's taxonomy places the organism in Eukaryota, Fungi, Glomeromycota, Glomeromycetes, Diversisporales, Gigasporaceae.
AUGCUUACAUAUCUUCCAACAUUAUUAGAUACACUUCGACAAAAUGUACAAACACAUAAUACUUGUUUUCCCAUUACUAUAUUGAAUUAUUCAAACCAAAAUAUUGCAUUGUUUCUUCAAUUAUUAUCGAAUCCAUCUGCUUUACAACAAGCACUUUCAGCUAUUACACCAAAUUCUCAAUCUAUUGCAGCACCAACCUCUUCUGAGUUUACACAAACUCUUCCAGCAUUAUCAAAUGCAAUUAUAGGAGUUGUUAAUACAUCGUUUCCACGCGGUUUUGCGCAAAAUCCUAUAACAAAGGAAGAGUGGAAACAAUGGAAAAAAGCUAAAAAACCAGAAGAAGAUUGGAAAGACUUUUACAUUUGCCUCACGAUACUUAUUGGAUAUAUCAGGCAAAGAAACUUGCGUGACAUAUUAGCAGCUAGUUGCCAAAAAGGCAAAUAUGCAAAGGAACAAACACCAGGAAAAAUUCAGAAAAUUAUAAAUGAUGCACCAACAAGUUCUAAUUCAAUUAAUAUUAGAAGUUUCGAACUUAAUAGUAAUGGUGAUAAUAUAUCUGAACCAUCUAACACUACACCUUAUACAACAAGAUCUUUAAGAUCUUCAAAAGUUCCAAUCCAAAAAUUAUUGCCAACACGUUCUAAGGCAAUUGAAGUUGAUGAUAGUUUCGAUUAUAAUGAUGUAUCUAAAUUAUCUAAUAUUACUUCUUAUACAAUUAAGUUAUCAACACCAUCAAGUAUUCUAUCUCAGUUAUCAACAAGUUCUAAUGUGAUUGAAGCUGGUAAUUCUGAUGUUAACGAUGAUAAUGAUAUAUCUGAAUUUUUUACAGUAUCUUCUUUAGCAAAGAGAUCUUCAAGGUCUUCUAAUCCAGCCCGGUUAUCAACAAGUUCCAAAGCAAUUGGGGCCGAUAAUCUUACAGUUAACAAUAAUAAUGAUAUAUCUGAAUUCCCUAUUACUACUUCUCGUAUAAUGAGAUCUUCAAGAUCUUCAAAAAUUUCAACCCGGCCAUCAGCAAGUUCCAAUAGAGUUGAAAUCGAUGACAAUCAAUCGUUUGGUCCACCACCAUUGUCUCCAGUAGAUCAAAAUGGAAAUAAUAUUAGAAAAAAAAGAACUAGCGUAAAUCCUGAAAAAUCUUCCAAGAAAUGGAUCAAAGCAAAGAAUACUAAAUAG